Messenger RNA from Macadamia integrifolia, 2529 nucleotides. RefSeq names its product poly(A)-specific ribonuclease PARN-like. Gene Ontology annotation, cellular component: cytoplasm. NCBI's taxonomy places the organism in Eukaryota, Viridiplantae, Streptophyta, Magnoliopsida, Proteales, Proteaceae. Gene Ontology annotation, molecular function: 3'-5'-RNA exonuclease activity; RNA binding. The record is from RefSeq and is a predicted model, not a curated record.
UAAAAAAAUCUAUAAAAUUCGAGAAUUUUUCAAAAUGGUUUAGUUGAUUCGGGUUUGGACCGAAUUAUUCGUAAAAUUAGAAAAAUCUGUUCGGCCGAAUUAUUCGCGUUUAAUUCGGAGAAUUUAAUAACUAGUCACUCCACAGUACACAAGCUCUCGUCCCCUACUUCCCCGAGGCCCCGUCUGUCUUUCUUGGUUUCUCUGGUUUAGGAGACGGGGCAACAGCAGCCAAGGGAUGAGCAGAAAAUGAAGAAAGCACCGCUAGGAAGAGUCUUAGCUAUGGUCUGUCUCCACCAUGGUUCUUUCACCUGUACCUGUAGGUCGUUCUCCUCUGCAACGUCGACCUUCGCUCUGAAGAAGGUAACCAAAACCAACUUUGAUUCAGUCCUCGAAGAUCUCCGAACCCAUGUUCGAGACGCUGAUUUUGUUUCCAUCAAUCUGGAGAUGACCGGAGUCACGAGCGCUCCAUGGCGAGAAUCUUUUAAGUUCGAUAGCUACGACGUUAGGUAUCUCAAAGUGAAGGACUCUGCCGAGAAAUUUGCUGUCAUUCAGUUCGGAGUAUGCCCCUUCCUCUGGGACGCCUCCAAGGAAUCCUUCGUCGCUCAUCCGCACAAUUUCUAUGUAUUUCCUUGCAAAGAGCUUCCUUUUGAUGGCCCAUCUUUUGAGUUCCUCUGCCAGACAGGCUCAAUUGACUUCUUGGCCAAAUACCAAUUUGAUUUCAAUGCUUGCAUACAUGAAGGAAUAUCUUAUUUAUCCAGAACACAAGGGGCGGAAGUACGACAUCGCUUUGAUUUGGGAUAUGAGGAUGAACUAUCUAAUUUGGGAUGCCAGUUAAAAGAAGUCAAGUAUACACCAUUGAUUGGUACUGCAGAUGUUCCUUUCACUGAGCGGAUGAAAGAAAGAUUUAAUGACUGGCGUGAUGGGCUCUUACAAUAUGUAAAUGGGGGGCUUCAGAUUGAGGGAACAAAUGACUUGAAACAACAAUUUCAAACUGUCUUCUUCAAAAUGCGUCCGGCUCUUGUGCUAAAUGGAUUCACUUCUCACCAACUGAGAUUGAUUCAGCUGGUCAUAAGAAAAUGCUUCAAAGAUCUUGCUUAUGUCUCUGUGAAUGGUGAAGGUUCCAUUGAACAAAAACUUAUUAUUUACACGGACUCUGAGGAUGAUAAAGGCUUGCUUAUGGGAGAGGUAAAGGAUGGGUUACACAAGGAAGCAGAAAGGAAGAUUAAAGCUGCAGUUGGAUUUCACCAUGUUAUCGACCUCCUUUCCUCAGAAAGGAAGUUGGUUAUUGGUCAUAACUGCUUUUUAGAUAUCGCACACGUAUACAACAAAUUUUUUGGUCCACCAGAUGUGAAAGAAUUGGUAUCCUCCUUCCAUGAAAAGUUCCCAUACGUCAUUGACACAAAGCACCUCUUGAGGACGGACAGUGCAAUUAAGAAUUUGAUGAAGCAGCAAAACACAUCACUGUCUUCAGCCUUUGACCAUUUGUGUCCUCAGAUUGCUUUUGCUACCAAGGGUUCUGCUUUGCCUCGUCUCUCCUAUGUGAAGGUUGAGGUUCAAGUGGAUGACUUGAGGUCCUCUAGCUGGAACUCAGGAGCCAAGCAUGAAGCAGGUUAUGAUGCUUUUAUGACUGGAUGCGUUUUUGCUCAGGCAUGCAGUCAUUUAGGUAUUGAUUUCAAACUCCACUCCCCAUCAACAGUCUUGGCUCGGAAUAAGAAGCUCCAGAAGCACAUGAACCUUCUAUACCUCAGCUGGAAUACUGGAGACAUUAUCAAUUUUAGCAGUGGGAAGGUGACUCCAGAGUCUACUGGUUCCCAUGUCAAUAAAAUUCGAAAUCCAAAGGUGAUUUUCCAAAAUAUUGUUUUGCUUUGGGGAUUCCCCUCCAAGCUGAAGCCCCGAGAGUUCAGAGAGUGCGUCUCUAAAGUCUUUGGCUCAGAGUCUCUUACCUCCAUUUACUACCUGGAUAAAACUUCAGCAUUCAUCCAAUUCAGCAAGGAAGAAUUUGUGACUGCUUUCCUUGUGUUGAAGGAAAAACUAGCAAGAAGUAAUGAUCAGACCUCAGUCCUGCACCCUCUCUCCAAAUUAUUAGAAGGUGAGCAUACACAUGCUGCCAAGUAUGAUGUUUACAAAGAGAUUUGCAGCUCCGCUAUCUCCAGAAUCUUAUUUGCAGAUCAAGCCAACUCAGUAGGUAUUGUAUCCAACUCCAAAUUCCUGGAAUUGAAGGAAGAAUCAGAUACCCGAGAACAGGAUAGUUUUAGUGGGGAGACUAAGGAUGUGUUAAAUGAUCCAUCAUAUCGCCAUUUCUCAUCUGAUGAAAGGAGGGAUGCCUUGCAUAUUGUGAAGUCUCAGCUUGGGAAGCGGACUCGGAUUGAAAUUCUUGAAUUCUCAUUGAGCGUAUGCGGCCUUUUUACCAUCACUCAUCACUGGUACAUGUGUUAUAUGGCUUAACCGUUCAUUUGCCGUCGGCCUCUUUAUUGUCAAUUGUAAAAGAGUCUUGAGACAACAGUAAAAUGAUCCCAAGGGUUGGGUCCA